AUGCCAACACCCCUCUUGCCCUUCGUUCCUUCUGGCCCUCCCCUUCUCUCCGUCCACAAUCUACACACGUACUUCCCUCAGGAAGAAGGGACGGUCAAGGCCGUCGAUGGCGUCAGCUUCGAUCUCUACCCCGGCCGCACGCUCGGUAUUGUGGGGGAAAGCGGCUGUGGAAAGAGCAUGACGGCCAGGUCGAUCUUGCGAAUUGUUGACCGCCCCGGGCGUAUUGUCGCCGGCGCGGUCGUCGACGUGGCCACCUUGGACAAAACCGAGCUGCGGGCGCUCCGACGAGAAAUGCAGAUGGUCUUCCAAGACCCCUUUACGUCUCUCAACCCGCGCAUGACCCUGCUCGACAUUGUGGGCGAGCCUUUACGGGUACAUGGGAUGAAGAAACGCCGUGAACGCGAAGCGCGGGUGGCCGAACUCCUGCGUUUGGUUGGGCUGCGGGCGGAAUACAUGCGGCGCUUCCCGCACGCCUUCAGUGGUGGCGAACGGCAACGCAUCGGCAUUGCCCGGGCUUUUGCGCUGCAUCCACGCCUGGUGAUCGCCGACGAGCCGGUAUCGGCGUUGGACGUCUCUGUGCAAGCGCAAAUUCUCAACUUGCUGCUUGACCUGCAAACGGAGCUGCGCCUGACCUACCUUUUUGUGGCGCAUGACCUGAGUGUGGUGAAGCAUAUUAGCGACCGGGUGGCCGUCAUGUAUGUUGGGCAGCUGGUCGAGUUAGCACCCACUGAGCAGCUUUUUAUGGCUCCCAAACACCCUUACACGGAUGCCCUGCUUUCCGCCGUGCCUGAACCCGACCCGCGCCAGCGUACACGACGUAUUGUCCUGCAAGGCGAGGUGGCCAACCCCGCCGAUCCGCCCUCCGGGUGUUACUUUCACCCCCGUUGUCCACAUGCAAUUGAGGUUUGCCGUACGCAGGCGCCGACGUGGGAAGAGGUCGCACCGCAGCAUUUUGCGCGUUGUCACCGCGCCCACGAGUUGCAGCUCAUAGGUGUGGAAGAAGUCGCCAGGACCACCUAA
Messenger RNA from Geodia barretti, 1020 nucleotides. NCBI's taxonomy places the organism in Eukaryota, Metazoa, Porifera, Demospongiae, Tetractinellida, Geodiidae. The record is from the annotation of a GenBank genome assembly.